CUUGUAAAUUGUUAUAUAGUUGGAUUUGUGAAUGUAUGCAUACUAUGAUCAGGCCAAGGCAUUCCACUACGGCUCCAUUAGCUUGAUCGCGGAGCCAUGCCGAUCGGCCCAUUUUCGAGCCCUGGACUUGGCUCGAGAAGCCGGUGCCAUCCUCUCGUACGAUCCGAACCUUCGGCUCGCGCUUUGGCCAUCGGCUGAAGCAGCCAAGGAGGGGAUGCUGAGUGUGUGGGAUAGGGCUGAUGUCAUCAAGAUCAGUGAUGACGAGGUGCCAUUCAUUACCGGCAAGGACACGCUGGACGAUGAUGUGGCGAUGUCUAUGUGGCACCCUGGCCUCAAGCUCCUCAUCAUCACAAUGGCUGAAAGGGGGUGCAAAUACUACACCAAGGAAUUCCAUGGUACAGUGGAUGGGAUACUUGUGAACACUGUGGACACGACAGGUGCCGGUGAUGCAUUCGUCGGUGCAAUGCUGUCUCAAAUGGUCGACGAUAUGUCGAUCCUCCAUGAUGAGAAGAGGUUAAGAGAAGCUUUACAGUUUGCAAAUGCAUGUGGGGCAAUCACUACAACAAAGAAAGGGGCCAUUCCUGCUCUUCCAACUAAAUCGGAGGCUCUCAGUCUUCUACAAGAGACAGAUGCUGCUAACCAUUAGUUUCUCAAAUCUCGUCCUUUUCUCUCUCUCUCUCUCUCUCUCUGGCUAUUUUAUGAGUGUUUUUCUCUCACUCUCUCUGGCUAUUUUGUGAGUGUGUUUCUUUCUCUCUCUGUGGCUAUUUUAUGAGUGUUUGUAUGAAGGUGUAGCUCUCUCUCUCUCUCAAAGAAUCUCUCUCCUAUCCUUUCGUUAACUACAAUCCAAUCAAGUCUCUAUCACUUAUCUCUC
This is a messenger RNA of Amborella trichopoda, 871 nucleotides long. NCBI's taxonomy places the organism in Eukaryota, Viridiplantae, Streptophyta, Magnoliopsida, Amborellales, Amborellaceae. The record is from RefSeq and is a predicted model, not a curated record.